Molecule: messenger RNA, 872 nt
Organism: Paramecium pentaurelia
Lineage: Eukaryota; Ciliophora; Oligohymenophorea; Peniculida; Parameciidae
Source: the annotation of a GenBank genome assembly
AUGUAUCAAUAGGGAAACAACUAUGAUUUUAAGAUAAUAUUAGGUAGAGUGAAAGAGAAGAAUAUGAGUUUGAGAUUAUGUUACAGUUAAACAAAGAGUGAAGAUUAUGAGAUAGUAGUCAAAUUGAAAGUAAAGAGUAACAUUGAUGUAAAAACUGCCGAUAGUGAAUUUAAAGAGAGGUGUAAAAGUACUUACACUAUUCUAACAUCGUUUGUGUAAUAAAGAAUCUAGACGAUGUUAGGAAAUAAAUUCGAGAUUUUUUGAAGCCCACGUUUACACUCAAUUAUCAUGUAGAUGAACAUUAUGCAUACAUAACUUUUACAUAUUCUAAUCAAGUGGAAUUGUAAGAGUUUAUGGAAAUCUGUUAAUUUAUACGAGAGACAAUGGAGAGAUCAUAAGAAAAGGAGUAGGUUGAAUUAUUAAUUGAAAGUGAUUUAUCAUUUGAUAAAUUAAGUGAGAGUAUAUCUAAUGCUGUUUAUUAAAUGAACAUAGAGAUAUAAGGUAAAGCAGAAUUUUAAAAGGAUACUGUCAAGUUGUUAGAAAACCUUAAGAUGUGUAAAUAAGAGAAUUUACCUUUCUUUUUGUAAUAAAAAUAUUUAAGUCAAAUAUUAAUAUAUCUAUAAUUAUUAUAGAAGGCUCAUGCAGAAGUAGAGAUAGAUAAAAUUCAAUAUGAUUUGGGAUUUGCUUAACCAAGUAUUGAAUUACCUUUCAAAUUUGCAAUCUAUGGAAAAUUGUAAAGAUUUGCUGAAUAAUAUUUGGAUUAAGGAAUUGAAUUAAUAAUUAAAGGACCUGGUUUGAGUGUUGAGAUAAAUUAUAAUUAUAAAGGAAGUUUGUUCAAAUUGAUUGACAAUAUUUUAAUUAUUAAAUAAUGA